AUGAAAAAUUAAGGUUGAAAUGGUAUUCUUAGCAGGUUCCAUCAUUGGGAGUAUGAAUGGUGGUUGCGUAAGACCUAACGCAACAAGUAUGGACCGUGAAGAGGAAGUAAAGAAAGCCUUAUCUGAUUUCCUGCAGGAACACAACUUGCAUGAUGCUGUCAGCUGUGUGGAUGAUAUUGUGCUGACAUAUCUCCUGAGUAUCCUCGAUGAACUGGGAGAUGCUGACAACACUGAAGACAGUGUGGAUGCUGAACACUUCUGUGAAAUGAUGGCAGCUUACAUGCCAGGCUUUGAGAACAUCAACAGUGUUGGUGUGUGGGAGUGGAUGUUUUCACUGUCCAGCAAGCUGGCUGCAGAAAGUAAAGAAGAGAAGGAGACCAUCCCAUCCUCCAGCACUGUGGACACAGGGGAUGGUGACAGUCUGGCUGUUAGCAGGAAGGCAACAGGGGAAGUUGGAAGGACAACGACCAGACACAGGGACAGGGACAGUCAGUCAGACGGGGAAGACAUGAAGCCAUCUGUAUCAGACGGAGGUGUGAGAGAGUUUGACAGCCAGGUGGUGCUGCUGUGUGAGAUGUUCCCAGACACAUGUGCAAUGGAGGCUAGGCACUGUCUCUCUGUGUCACAUGGACAGAUAGACGAGGCAGUCCAACUUAUUCUCCACAGACAAGAAACUGGAAACUCUAUCAUCGAACAAGGGGAGACAAAUCGACCUGUGCGGAACAAAGGCUGCAUGUUGGCUGACAAACAACUGAAGGAGCUAACAUUAGCAAGGUACAGUUUUGUUGACACAGACGACGACAAGAAAACACACAAGCCCCCACCGCUCAAGCAGGAAUCCAAGAAGUUGAUCCGAUACAGAGAGGGCCAAGUCGUCAGCACCAAGGGGGAGAGAUUCUCUGAGGUUAAAAAUGAAUCUGAGGAAAUGAAGAAGACUUAUGUAUCACUCAAACCAGCUCGUAAAUAUCGCUUCCACUGAGUGCAUCCACAUCUUUCAACCAAUCCAAUUCCUUGUUACAUUGCAGGUGCUACUAGACCUCCAGCACGAACCAGAUCAACUGUUAACACUGACACUUUGUAAAAACAAUGCUCUGUUUAUCACUUAUGGGUACUGUGAGAUCUCAGUUGUUUUCAACUGCAGUUUGUCAUCCACAUUUUAGAUUUGUUAUAAUUGUUGGGCUAAGAAACUAAUGGUGGAUCCUCAUGCAAUGACUUACUUGGUGGCAAUUUUAUGUUUUAAUUGCUAUACAAGGGCCAGAGCACAUAAAUGUAAAUGCUUUUAUACUGUUUUGUUUGUCAUAUAAUGAAAUCAGAUGUUUACUCAUGACACAAUAUAUCUCUGUAGAAGAUAUGAUGUUAAGAUACAGAGGCAUCCUACCAGUGUUUAUGAUCUUAUUUCUGAUGUUUUCCAGGUGUUAGAGCACCUUGAUCCAUAUAUGUAUUUUCUUAGCCUAAUUUGACAUACCCCAUUCCAUGGUGAAUUCUCCACCUGCUUGCCAUGCAUCUUUUAUACCUCAGCUGUCAAUGCAGUGUUUUAUUGUCAUAUGUAUUAUCAUGUACAAGUUUCAAUCUCAAACUAGGUGUUGUUGCUAGUUGGUGGUUUUAUUGUGUAGUAGACAAAGUAAAUAUCAUAUGUGUGUGUGUGUGUGUGUGUGUGUGUGUGUGUGUGUGUGUGUGUGUGUGUGUGUGUGUGUGUGUGUGUGUGUGUGUGU
This is a messenger RNA of Haliotis rubra (blacklip abalone), 1712 nucleotides long. Its product is annotated as CUE domain-containing protein 2-B-like. The record is from RefSeq and is a predicted model, not a curated record. NCBI's taxonomy places the organism in Eukaryota, Metazoa, Mollusca, Gastropoda, Lepetellida, Haliotidae.